AUGUUUGCGCCCUUUUUACCCUCGAUUUUUGCCCCACUCUUUUUUGCGCAAAUGACAAGCAAGUCCUUCUAUGGGUAUACCAAGGGAGAGUGGGUGAGCUUGGUUGUUGGCUAUUUUAUCUUUUUCGUUUUUGGAGCUGUGGAAGCAUCCGAGGGAGUCUAUUAUGGUUUGAUGAAAACGGAAUUGGAAAUACCGUACAAUAUUCAGGGAUACCUUGUUUCUGCUGGUUCAUGGUCGUUCAUUAUCGGCUCUCCGCUAUUGGGCAUUCUAAUGUCUUAUACAGAUGUGAAACCAAUCCUUGUCGGUGCGUUCGUUUCCUAUUUCGUAGCAUAUUGUAUUCUCUACAAUGUGAGCGUGCUUUGGGUUGUUUUCAUUUUGCUUUUUAUUGAAGGACUUGGAGGAGUGGGACUCGAUGUUGGGAUGAAUACUCUGUCCACUGUUUUGUUUUCCUCCCACCGAGGUGUUAUGAUGAGCUAUCUGCACUUCUUUUAUGGGAUGGGUAGCAUGGUGGGGCCCGAGUAUGCAAGUAUUAUGUUGUCUUUUUGGGACCGGGGGUAUCGUGGGAUCUUUUUGGGGUUGAUGAUUCCAGUGGUGCUUGGCGUUGUGGUCACUUUGUUGUCCCAUCUGUCAUUGAAAGAAAAAGAGCCCCUUCCAGCUAAGGAAGGUUCAAUCAAGGAAUCAAGUGUUGAUUCAGCAGACAAGGGAGCGAAAUCUGCGUUGAGCAGUUCUCUUGAUUCCGAAGUUCAAGUGCAAGCGCCAGAGCGAGCGCAAGUGCAAGCGCAAGUUCAAGCACAAUCUCAAACCCAAGACCAAGCAAACAAUCCAAAGGCAGAGCUGCCCUUGUCGAAGGCUGAUUCCUUGAGUGUGGAUAUCGAAAAUUCUCCUGUUCCUGCGUACAGCCAUAGCAGCGUGUGGAAGAGCUUCCUAUCACCCAUGGUGUGGAUAUUGGGUCUGAACAUGGGCGCUGUGUAUGCGAUCGAAUCGAUCACGGUGAAUUGGGGUCCGUUGUAUCUCCAUGACUUGUAUGGAAUGAAGAUCGAAGAAGAAGGCUCGCGGUUUCUCUCGUUGUUCUAUUUGUUCUACACAGUGACUCGGCUGGGAGUCGGCUUCAUUAUCGACUUUUUCGGCGACAUUACGAGCAUGAUUGGGUUUAACGUGGUGUUAAUUGUGCUGUAUCUCGUGGCGUUCUCGUUGGGUCAAAAGGGUGUGUGGUUAUUGGCAGGGUCGGGCCUGCUGAUCUCUCCCUUUUAUCCCACGUCGAUCACAGUUCCGAUGCAAGUGUUUGGCGAAAAUGCACAGAACACGAUUAGCGUGAUUCUGUGCAUUGCCUGUAUGGUGAAUCUGCUGAUCCAAGUGCUGAUGGGGCACAUAAACAAUUCGUUCGGUGCUGCGUGGGGCUAUCGCAUUCUGGCGAUCGCGAUGUGCGUGAUGAUGAUCGUCUGCCUGUCCAUCGCGAACUAUUCGCUCCGCCGAUCAGCCAGGAAGGCGACAAUCCACAAAAGCAACGAUACGAGAAAGAAGGAAGCAGAAAACGAAAAAGAGGAAGCUGUGAAGAAGAGCGAACCGCUCGCCGCAUAAGCUUCCACUCACACAAAGACCAAAAUCGAUCUUUCGAGUCGAUGUGUCUCUAUUCGAAACGUGUAAACGCGUUCCUCCGUGUUGUUCACAACACUCCC
This is a messenger RNA of Blastocystis hominis, 1676 nucleotides long. RefSeq lists its product as hypothetical. Bases 1 to 1578 code for a protein of 525 amino acids. Gene Ontology annotation, cellular component: membrane. The transcript has a single exon. Lineage: Eukaryota; Bigyra; Opalinata; Blastocystidae. The record is from RefSeq and is a predicted model, not a curated record. Gene Ontology annotation, molecular function: transmembrane transporter activity. Gene Ontology annotation, biological process: transmembrane transport.